This is a messenger RNA of Salarias fasciatus (jewelled blenny), 2714 nucleotides long. RefSeq names its product NAD(P)HX dehydratase (gene naxd). Gene Ontology annotation, biological process: metabolite repair. Bases 406 to 2334 code for a protein of 642 amino acids. The transcript has 11 exons. Lineage: Eukaryota; Metazoa; Chordata; Actinopteri; Blenniiformes; Blenniidae. The record is from RefSeq and is a predicted model, not a curated record. Gene Ontology annotation, molecular function: ATP-dependent NAD(P)H-hydrate dehydratase activity.
GAGGUGCCCCUCAGAGAACUGAUCCCAGGUCAGUUUGGAACCCCCAAACCGAUCUGGAGCCAGCGCUCGGGAUCCUGAACAGCUGAUCCCGCGUCAGUUCACCACAACACCCUAAACUACGCAUUUUGUGAACGCCGUCACAGGAUAAACACAGACGGCUAGGUGGGAGCUAGCAUGCUGCGGAGUUGACCCGUACGUGCUGGAGCCAUCCUCCGGGCUCGACGCCGCUCCCCGCACCGCCAUGAGCGCUCCUCGGUUCGCCUAAAUGGCCGCUCGUUGUUCGGGGCAGCGACGCCCCGCGGCUAGCUCGCUGUAGCUCGGAGCCCCGGACCCAGACCGCCAGACGUCCUAAUCCGCUCCGCUCCGCGGGCGGAGGUGAGACUGCGAACCGGCCCCGCUCGGAUAAUGCAAGCGAACCCAACGCGCGGCUUCCUGUGGUCGGACGUGGAGACGCGGACGCUGCUGACCAUCUGGGGGGAGCAGGACAUUCAGACGGCGCUGGAUGGAAACUUCCGAAAUAGCUUCGUGUACCGCGAUGUUUCCCGGAGGCUGGGGGCGAUGGGCUUCGAGAGGACGCCGGAACAAUGCCGGGUGCGGAUAAAGAGCCUGAAGAGACAGUACCUGCUGGCCAAGGAGGGCAACCUGCGCAACAACGGACAGUACCACAAGAUCUGCAAGUUCUACGACAUCAUGGAGAGGAUCCUGACCGGCCCGGCCGGACUCGACCCCCGGGAGUUGAUGGAGUGCGGGGCGGCUGGGGAGGAGGCCGUGGACGGCUUGGAGGAGGAUGGAGAGGACGUCCAGGACGUUUACUCCGAGAGCACCGGAGAGUGUCCUUACCCCGCGGAGACCGAAGUCAAGCUGGAAUACCCCACUGUCCCCAUCCCCAUCCCCGUUAAAGUGACAGUGGGUAACAGCAGUGCUUCAGUCAGACCUCACACCAGCAGCCAUUCAGCCAGUCACUCUUCUGCCAGAGCGCCUAAACGCCCCCGCAAGCGGCGCGCCAACUUCCCCAUGGAGAAGCUGAUGGAGCAGUUCCUGGAGCAGAGCGCCCAGGCCGAGGACGGCUUCUACCGCAUGGAGGAGCAGCGCUUACAGGCCGAGGACCGCCGCCGCGAGGCCGAGCACGCCCGAGAGCUGCACAUGCUGCAGAUGCUCGGCCAGAUGUUCGCCAGCAUCUCUUCUUCCAGGCCCGGCUCUGCAGCCACUCCCUGCAAGACGGCGCCUCCUCCUCCUCCUCCACCCACCGCUGCCCGCGCUCCCGUCAUUUCCUCCGCCUCACUGUCUCACACGCGAGACCUGUCCGGCCACCUCAAACGCCGUUCGCCACAGACAGACUGUUUGAGCCAACACACACAGCUGUUGAGCACAGAUCCUCAGACAUUAGUGCUUGAACGAUACUACGCUUUGGGAUCCACAUCUCAUAAAGGCAUGGAGGAUGACAUCCUUUCACUAGUGAAGACCAUAAUCCCUCCGCUGACUUCCAAAAAGCACAAAGGACAAGACGGCCGAAUCGGGAUCAUCGGAGGAUGCCAAGACUACACGGGAGCUCCAUACUUUGCUGCCAUCUCUGCACUGAAAGUGGGAGCCGACUUGUCCCAUGUGUUCUGUACCAAAGACGCCGCGACUGUGAUCAAAUCCUACAGCCCUGAACUCAUCGUUCACCCCGUUCUGGACAGUCCCAAUGCAGUGGAAGAAAUAGAAAAAUGGCUACCAAGACUGCACGGCCUUGUGGUGGGACCAGGUCUGGGAAGAGAUGACUUUUUGUUGAAAACAGCCAAGGAGGUGAUCGAGAGGUCUAAAGCAAGAGAUAUCCCCAUCGUCAUUGAUGCAGAUGGAUUAUGGCUGGUUACACAGCAGCCAUCUGUUAUUCAAGGGUACCAGAAGGGCAUCCUCACACCGAACUUCAUGGAGUUCACCCGCCUCUACGAAGCUCUGCACCAUGAGCCCAUGGACAGCAGCGAUCACCAACGCGGCGUCCUGCAGGUCAGCGCUGCCAUGGGAAACCUCACUCUGGUGCUGAAGGGAGAGCAGGAUCUCAUUACAGAUGGCAGCAGGGUGUUUUCAUGCAGUGUGGAGGGCAGCGGGAGGAGGUGUGGUGGACAGGGGGAUCUCCUCUCUGGAUCUAUGGGAGUGCUGGCUCACUGGGCCCACACGGCCUCCACAGCAGGGACGGUCAGGAGUGUGAACCCGUCGGUGGUUGCAGCGUUCGGCGCCUGCUCUCUGACCAGACAGUGCAACAGUCAGGCUUUCCAGCAGCACGGCCGCUCCACCACCACCUCAGACAUGAUCCAGGAGAUCGGCUCAGCCUUCAAGAAGCUAUUCGAAAGCUGAAAACGGUCAACAAUCAAUACUGUUGUAAAAAGUUAUAUAUGCCUAAAUUUGUAUUCCUAACAUAGGGUUUUUUUUUUUUUUUUUUUUUUUUUUUGGUUUGCCUAGGAGAAAAUGCUCUCAUUGAGCUGUUCUGACGUAAAGUUUGAAUGUGGACAAAGGUGUUCCUUCUAAAAAAGCACUAAGAAUCAGGUGUAAAAUGUACUCUUAUGUUUUUAUUGAAGUGUGAUAACUGAAUCAAGCACAGCAUUCCUCUCAAGUAGUAUUAGGGGUGCAUUCAGGUAGCCAGACUCUUCACUGCUCACCAAAGAGACAGAGUGUAAAAUGAAGCAAACCUGUCUUUCAAAUAAAGAAUAAACAGGAUUCUGUGUGACAGGUUUUUU